CCCGCACCCAUCCGUGACCGGCGGUAACUUCCGGCUCGGGAGGACGAGCCUGAUCGGACUCGGGGCAGGCACAAGGGAGGAUGUUGGCGGUGAGCGCCCGCCUCAGGCUCCGAGCGGGGACCUUUCCGUUGGCCUUGCCCUUGGCCCUCUCUCGCGGGGUUGGGGCUCGGGCGGCCAGCGGCGAGGGCCCCUCCUACACCCAGGGCCAGAGCCCCGAGCCGAAGACACGCGAGUAUUUCUACUACAUUAACCAUCAAGGCCAGCUUUUCCUGGAUGAUGCUAAAGUGAAGAAUUUUAUCACCUGCUUCAAAGACCGGCAGUUCCUGGUCUUCUUCUUCUCCCGCCUGAGGAAGAACCAAAGUGGUCGAUAUGAAGAUACUUUUCCCUUUGUCUCAGUUUGUGGCCGUGAACGCAACUUUGUACGCUGUGAUGACCUGCCUGUGGUGUUCACACAUCUGCUGGCAGAUGGCCUAGGGCCAGCUCGCCUCUCCUAUAGUGGAGGGGGUGAGGCCCUGGUUGUACCUUUUGAACCUGCUCGACUGCUGCCCCUCCUCUCCAACGGACGACUCUAUCAUCCGGCGCCCAAACUGACUGGUGGUGUGGGGCUGAUCUGCUCUUCCCUGGCCUUUGAGCUCAGCACCUGCUUCCAGUAUCCACCAGGAGGGGCCGUACUGCCCACCCAUAUCUUGUGGCAAGGCCAGAAAUACCCUCUAACCAUGGACCUUGCAUCCCUAUUUCCUGAAUCCUGUGAGCCCUGAAUCAUUGUCCCCCUUUCUUCACCUGUUGUCUGCCUUUGCUUGCUCUGCCCCAGGGAUGUGGACAUCAAGAAGAUGUCGAUUCAAACUAUAGCAGAUAGUAACCCUCGGGAUAUGACCCUCCUUAAGGCCUGGAGGUUGGUGGUGCUGGGAAGGACAGUGAGAGGAGAGCCUUAGCAAAGAUAGGUUCUGGAGCUCAAGGUUCCUUAACAAGGAUUAAGAGAGAGAGACCUUCUUAUGAUAUGCUUACUGCCUUUUUGUGACUGAGGCUGGUAAAGUUCACUAAUAAACAAGGGAAAGGGGGCAGGGUAGAGUAGAAGA
Molecule: messenger RNA, 1076 nt
Organism: Phascolarctos cinereus (koala)
Lineage: Eukaryota; Metazoa; Chordata; Mammalia; Diprotodontia; Phascolarctidae
Gene: CUNH8orf82
Product: chromosome unknown C8orf82 homolog
Source: RefSeq, a predicted model, not a curated record